Molecule: messenger RNA, 1533 nt
Organism: Styela clava
Lineage: Eukaryota; Metazoa; Chordata; Ascidiacea; Stolidobranchia; Styelidae
Source: RefSeq, a predicted model, not a curated record
AUGGCGGACAUACAGAAGGAGUUUCUACUUGAAUGCGUCAAUAUAUUAUUUGAUCGCUGUUUGGGCCCGAAAACGUUUCAAGACUAUUCAGUAUAUCUAUCACUUAAUGACUGCAUAUCCAAAGAUCAAAGAAGGGAACUUCAGACGCUCGAAAAAGCGGAAGGUUCUUUUGCUGCUAUUACCCAAGCUCAUAAAUACGCAAAUGUUACUGAAAUAAUUACAGCUUUUCAACAAGAAGAAGACUUUUUCGGCAAUGGAAAAAUAAUUGAUGUUGUUCAAAAGCUUAAAGAAGAGAAUGAAUUUUUAACUGAAAUUUAUUGGCUGUUCAAGUCAUGGGACGAGUUGAUUUUAUACCAGAAGGAUAUAUGGCAUGUUGUUAGAAAGAUAUGGCCUGAAAUUAAAUUGAUGGAUGACUGGCCAUUGGAUUUUGUUCAUUUUAUUCUCACAUCUCCAGAAGGAAGAACGAAUCUGAAAAAUUUCGUACAAGUUGCUAAUGACGUCGUGGCUGGUCAAAAAAAAUUAGCUGGUUCUGGAAAUUCUUCUGAAAGUAUUCUGCAAGAUUCAACUCAAAAAUUUGAGAAACAUGAUAAUAAUUCGGAGACCAACAACAACAGUAGUUUGUCAUUUUCUACGGAUUUCGAAGCUGGAAAUGUCGGGAGUGCAAAUCAGAGUCUUCCUGCUGUUACAAAAGUGAAAAAAUUCGAGACAACAAAACUUUCUGUUGUUCCAACAGCUGAUCGACACUCAUCAGAACCAGAUUUGUGGAGUGUAGACUUUGAGCCAUCACUUUUUGAUACAGUUACCCCCGAAUCCAGUAGUUCCACAUCACAAGAUAAACAAGACAGAUCAAGUUCGAGCACCCAGUUGAAUCAAUCUACCCCAGACAUGCCACAGCAACCAGUGCCACCCCAAUUUGCCUUUCAUUUAACACAAUCAGUAUCAGAUGAACGACAGUCAUCAGGACCAGAUUUGUGGGGUGCAGAGUUUAAACCAUCAUUUUUCGAUACAGUUACCCCCGAAUCCAGCAAUUCAACAUCACAAGAUGAACAAUACAGAUCAAGUACAAGCACCCAGUUGGAGCAAUCUACUCCAGAUGUGCCACAGCAACCAGUGUUACCACAAUUUCCCUUCCAUUUAACACAAUCAGCACAUCCAAUGCAAGGCCAACAUAGUCAGCAUGCGGAUCAUUUUCAGGCUUUACUGAUACAACAGAACAGAGAUUCAACUAGAGGACACUCAUCAGAGAUUUGGAGUGGAAACUAUAGACCAUCAUUUUUUGAGAUAGUUACCCCAACAUCCAGCAGAAUUAAACUUCAAGAUGCACAUUACAUAUCAAGUCUGAACGUCCCAUGGAGGCAACCUGUUCCAGGCAUUCAGCAGCAACCAUGGCAACCAAGAUUACCCUUUUAUUCAACACAGCAAGGUAUUAAUAGGGCAGAUCCAAAUGGAAAUUCAAUGCAAAAAAACGAAAUCGAACGGCAGAAAAUGUUCGGUGCUUCACAAGUAUGCUCACCAAGAUUUCGCACAACCUGA